GGAUGGAAAGGGGAGGAACAGGGAGGGAGGUGUAGCCACGGCGAAUUCCCUGAGGAACCAACAUGUUCGCCGGACAUAAAAAGGGGGGUAAGGGCAGGAAGAAGAAGGUCCGCUCUACUGAUUUAUGUGGAAGAGGAAGCCCAGUGUGCUGAGCUGAGCGCCCUUUUCACACACACACGGACACACACUUUUGCCUCAGGUCAGGACACUUUGCGCUGCCUCGCGCUUUUUCUGUAGUGAAGCCCUUCACCAUGCCCUCUGCAAUGCCAAGCCCCUGCUCUGCACCCUGCAUCCUGGCUGCCCUGCUCUUCCUGUGGGCCCAGGCCCAGGCCCAGAAUGAGCCAGCCAAAAUCCAGCUCCGACUGGCGGGCAGUAAGCGCAAGCACAACGAAGGCCGUGUGGAGGUGUACUAUAACGGCGAAUGGGGCACCGUCUGUGAUGAUGACUUCUCCAUCUAUGCUGCCACCGUGGUCUGCAGGGAGCUGGGCUAUGUGGAGGCAGUCUCCUGGUCCCCCUCUGCCAAAUUCGGCCAGGGAGAAGGGCGCAUCUGGCUGGACAAUGUGCACUGCACGGGGAGAGAGGUGACGCUGGCGGAGUGCUCGUCCAACGGCUUUGGGGUGUCUGACUGCAAGCACUCUGAGGAUGUGGGUGUGGUCUGCAGCACCCGAAGGAUUCCUGGCUUCAGGUUUGUCGGAGCCCUGGCCAACAACGUGGAGAAUCUGAAUAUCCAGGUGGAAGAUGUGCGCAUCCGGGCCAUCCUGUCGUGGCAGCGCAAGCGCAUCCCUGUGACGGAGGGCUUUGUGGAGGUCAGAGAGGGCGGGAGAUGGCGGCAGAUCUGUAACGAGGCGUGGACCCCAACAAACUCCAGGGUCAUCUGUGGGAUGUUUGGCUUCCCUGGCGAGAAAAAGUAUAACAUGAAAGUCUACAAAAUGGUGGCCAUGAGGCGGAAGAACAAGUACUGGGGCCACUCUGUGAACUGCACUGGAAAUGAGGCCCACGUGUCCAACUGUAGGCUGGGACCCCCGCCCACAAAGAAAGGCAACUCCACUUGUGCCUUGGGAAUGCCUGUGGUGGUGAGCUGUGUACCAGGAAGGGUCUUUGCCCCCACCCCUGUGACAGGCUUCCGGAAGGCCUACCGGCAGGAGCAACCCCUGGUGCGUCUAAAGGGUGGCGCUGUUGUCGGGGAGGGCCGCGUGGAGGUGCUGAAGAAUGGCGAGUGGGGUACUGUCUGUGAUGACAACUGGGACCUCCGCUCGGCUACCGUGGUGUGCCGUGAACUCGGUUUUGGCAGUGCCAAAGAGGCUCUGACAGGGGGAAGGAUGGGUCAAGGAAUGGGCCCUGUACACAUGAAUGAGGUGGAAUGCUCGGGGUUUGAGAAGUCCAUCACUGAGUGCUACUUCAACAGGGACUCCCUGGGGUGCAGUCAUGAGGAGGAUGCAGGCGUGAGGUGCAACGUGCCGGCCAUGGGAUUCCAAGAGAGGGUGCGUCUAAGUGGGGGGCGGAACCCCUACGAAGGGCGCGUGGAGGUGCUGGCAGAGAGGAACGGGUCGCUGGUGUGGGGCACGGUGUGCAGUGACAGCUGGGGAACGCUAGAGGCCACGGUGGUGUGUCGACAGCUUGGCUUGGGAUUUGCAAACCAUGCCUUUCAGGAAACAUGGUACUGGCCAGGCGAUGUGAGCGCUGACACUGUGGUGAUGAGUGGGGUGCGCUGUUCUGGCACAGAAAUGUCCCUCUCACACUGUUUGCACCAUGGGAAGUACAUCCAUUGCCCCAAGGGGGGUGGACGUUUCUCUGCUGGAGUCUCCUGCUCUGACACUGCCCCAGAUCUAGUGCUGAACCCCCAGAUGGUAGAGCAGACCACAUACCUGGAGGACCGGCCCAUGUUUAUGCUCCAGUGCGCGCACGAAGAGAACUGCCUGUCCAGCUCAGCCCAGGGGGCUUCAGCCAGCGAUUACCGCCGCCUGCUGCGCUUCUCCUCGCAGAUCCAUAACAACGGACACGCCGACUUCCGGCCCAAAGCCAGUCAUCACUCGUGGAUCUGGCAUGAAUGCCACAGGCAUUACCACAGCAUGGAGGUGUUCACCCACUACGACUUGUUCAGUCUCAAUGGCUCCAAGGUGGCUGAGGGACACAAGGCCAGUUUCUGCCUGGAGGACAGCGAGUGCGAUGAGGGAAUUGAGAAGCGAUAUGCCUGUGCCAACUUUGGCCCUCAGGGUAUCACAGUGGGCUGUUGGGACACGUACAGGCACGACAUUGACUGCCAGUGGAUCGACAUCACAGAUGUGAAGCCGGGGGAUUACAUCUUCCAGGUUGCAAUUAACCCCAAUUACGAAGUUGCGGAGUCGGACUACAGCAACAAUAUUAUGAAAUGCAGGUGUCGAUAUGAUGGAUACCGGAUAUGGACAUACAACUGCCAUAUAGGUGGCUCUUUAAGCUUUGAAACAGAUGACACCUUCCCAGGACUCCGCACCAAUCAGCUCUCCUACAGGUAAACGCAAGAGCGUGAAAACGAUCUGACUGAACGAAGCUGCCAACAACCAGCAAGAACAGGAAUCCCCCCUCCCUCCCCGCAGCCACUAGAGGGAGUCACUGUGCUCCCUUUUGAAUGACCCCUUUCCAUGGGAACUCAAGGACACCCACUCCACUUGUACCGGGGGAGGGGCAACUGACACCCACAACACAGUUGCUCUCCUCUGAAGACUUAACCUCAUUGUUAGAUAAAGUCUCUGUGACAAAGGAAGUUUUGAAUCUGCAAUAUGACGCCUCCUGCUGGUGAUAUUUCAUACAACGCAGCGGACUUCUUGCUGGAAAAGGGAAUUCUAAGUGCAAUUCUUGUACACUUAAUGUACAGCAUAUUUACCAUCUUUCAGGGAGAAAAUUUAAGUAACAUCUGAACCACUUCACAUCUGUGAGGUCUUUGGCAAGAACCACAAGUUUGAAAACUUCACAAAUGAUCAUACCUUUUUUUUUGUCAUGAAGAAAUAUCAGUUCUGUUUUACAGGAACAUUUGGCUUUAGAUACCACAGAUAAAUACUACUGUAACAUUACAUUUUUUGAGCGCCUUAUUUUAAUUUUCAAAUAACUACGACUUUUUUAGGAGUUCAUAUUCUCAAAGUGAGUAGGCAGAACUGUAGAUUACGAACAAAAUUAUUUUUGUAAUAAAGGACCAAGACUGCUGGAAUCUUUUACCUGCCACAUAUUAUGAGGCGAUUUUCACAGACUUGCCAGGACUGUAGGGAAUAAAAUUUAUAACACAAAAACAACAUGUGAAGUGGUUUUACCCAUAAAAAUCCUCAAGUUCAGUCAUGUAGGAAUAGGGAGAAAAUGGUCAUGUUACGCUGGUACUAUUAGGAUGCCAUUUAGUUUUUGUCUUCUCUGGGAAAACUACACACCCUUUCACCAUGAGACCAGAACUUCUGGCACAACAUAUCUUGUAUUAAUGUACUUUAAUGUGUUAUUAAUUUAAAAUGUCAGGUUUUUUAUUCUUGGGGUGAAAAUAUCAUUUAUCCAUUGCUGUGUCUUUCAAUAUUACCAUAGUUAUUCAUACUCAUGUUUUGGCUGUAGCACAUAAUCCUAAAACAGGAGGCAGUGAUACAAUACAGGAAGCCGUCACUGGUCAGGUGACCAUGACCCAUGGUCAAGGCUGCUUUCAGAGUGUAAUUCUGCUGUUCAAACCUGCAUCUAAAACACUGGCAAAGCAAUCAUUCGUAAAGUCCACACAAGGUGGGAGGGGCGGGCCGGUGGGCCUUCAAAGGUCUCUGGGUCUAGACCACAUUCCUGCCUGGUUGCACUGACAUCAACACGCACCCCCCACUUUAGAUUUCCAAAUAUUGUGAAAUGUCAGCAUAAUCACUCAAAUUGUACUGUACAAUUUAUCCGUAUUUUGGACCCUGCUGUAAUAUGCAAAUGCCAUGUCAGUGCUUCUCAUUUUCUCUACCUUGUAUGUAGCUUCAAUUUUCCUAUUUCAUCGCUUCUAAAGAGUUACUCAGAAGAAUCAGGGAUAUAAAUUUGAGUCCUCUGAGCCUUGGCCAGUGUGAGGUUCAGCAUUCUGUAUUUGCUUUGUGAGUGGUGCUACCAAACAGGGACCCUGUAAACUCACACUUGAAUGGGACAAAACCCAUGCAGCUCCUUCCACGAUAAGUUGGCCACAAUAAAAGUAUCAAACCCGCAGACAGUCGUAUUCCUUCCACAUGCAGUGGGACCUUAACUGCUGUCCUCCAGUUCAUUUCUUCACUAAGAGCCACAAAGAGCUUAAAAGCAGGUCAGAAGUUCAUUCACUUCCUGGCUGGAACGUAAACCUCUAGGACCAUUGAAGGUCCCUGGUGUACAGUCCACGCUGCAUUAGCACUGCUACCAAAUCCUCCUUUAACUAAAGACUUGCCUGACCUGGUUCACGAGGUGAACCAACAGUCACACAACACGCCCUAACGUUUGGGGAGAGAUAACCCAUGACGAG
Messenger RNA from Scleropages formosus (Asian bonytongue), 4456 nucleotides. RefSeq names its product lysyl oxidase-like 2a (gene loxl2a). The transcript has 14 exons. Gene Ontology annotation, biological process: sprouting angiogenesis; collagen fibril organization; peptidyl-lysine oxidation. The coding region runs from base 252 to 2492 and encodes 746 amino acids. NCBI's taxonomy places the organism in Eukaryota, Metazoa, Chordata, Actinopteri, Osteoglossiformes, Osteoglossidae. The record is from RefSeq and is a predicted model, not a curated record. Gene Ontology annotation, molecular function: copper ion binding; protein-lysine 6-oxidase activity. Gene Ontology annotation, cellular component: membrane.